Molecule: messenger RNA, 649 nt
Organism: Neohortaea acidophila
Lineage: Eukaryota; Fungi; Ascomycota; Dothideomycetes; Mycosphaerellales; Teratosphaeriaceae
Product: ESSS subunit of NADH:ubiquinone oxidoreductase-domain-containing protein
Exons: 2
Coding region: 68-448 (126 amino acids)
Source: RefSeq, a predicted model, not a curated record
CCGAAGUCCACCUCCACUCAUCCACCCUGCGCACAUCCUCGCAACCCCCGGCACCCCAAUCGCCACAAUGCCCCUCCUACGCCCCAACCCGCGUCUCCUCCUCACAUCGUCACGCGCCCGGCUCCAAAUUCUCCCGAACCUCGCCCAGCAGACCGCCCACCCCCGCCCUCUCACCUCCACAUCCCCCCGCAGCGCCGGCGAUGCGCAUGGCCACGAAUCCCAGUACGAUGCACCCGGCGGCUGGCUGUUUGGCGUCAAGCCCGGCGAGAAGUACGAGAAUGAGGGCUGGGAAAACAUCUUCGUCUAUGGCUUUGUGGGGACGUUGCUGUUUGGUGUCGUCGGCUACUGCUACAAGCCGGACACAAGCAUACAAACAUGGGCGCUAGAGGAGGCCCGGAGAAGACUGGAGGCCGAGGGCAUACUGGCGGACCCAGAUACGAAGAGCUGAGUACUGGUACUUUCAAUCUGCGCUCUGGUGACUUCGAACUGCAUGGUUUCGCGAGAUGGACCGAGGAUACAGGACUUGUGGUGGGCUGUCUGUAUAUACGCACUAUUCACGCCUCACAAGGCUGCUAGAGGCACACGUCCUGGCUCACGAGCGGCGUUGGGCGAGUAUUUUCAAUAACAUUACCACUACUUACUCCGAUCG